This is a messenger RNA of Heterostelium album PN500, 909 nucleotides long. RefSeq lists its product as uncharacterized. The record is from RefSeq and is a predicted model, not a curated record. Lineage: Eukaryota; Evosea; Eumycetozoa; Acytosteliales; Acytosteliaceae. The transcript is spliced from 4 exons. Gene Ontology annotation, cellular component: GPI-anchor transamidase complex. Bases 1 to 909 code for a protein of 302 amino acids. Gene Ontology annotation, biological process: attachment of GPI anchor to protein.
AUGUUGUCAUUGUUUUUGUUAUUAGUUUUACUGUCAACAAGCAGUAUAUCUAAUGCAACAAAGACAACGAUAACAAAUGAACAGAUAUUUAAUGAAGAACUACUAGUUAAACCUUUACCAAAUUCAAAGAUAUAUACACAUGUACAAUUUACAACGGAAUGGUCUGCAAACUUUAAUGAUCAAUCAACUUUUAAACAUUAUGAUUUAUUCUCUAGAUCAAUCGGUGAUUUGAUCUACAACGACUAUCACACCCCGCUCAACAUCACCUACUACCAAGCCAUUCCAUGGUAUCUUCGUGUCUAUUUCCACACAUUCCAAUUUGCCAUUAGUUCAAACGAUCAAACACAACAACAGCAACAACAAACCACUGAUUAUUCAGACCGUCUUUUCUUUAAGAAUGUAUCGCCUGCAGAGACAAGAUCAUCACCAUCCACUUUAGAACUUCAAUUUGAGUUGCCUGCCAACUCUGUAGCUUCAAUGUCGAUCGAAUUCGACAAAGUAUUUUUACACUACACUGAGCAUCCUCCUGAUGCCAAUCGUGGAUUCGACCUUGGGUCAGGUAUCGUCACUGUACAAUUAGAUGAAUCAAAACAUAGUCAUUCAAUCGAUAUUGAAUGGUCACCCUACACAUAUAGCCACAACAACAAUGACAACACACAAACAUUAACUACCAUACCUGUUAGAGUUUAUACUGAAGGUCUAUUAAUAACAUUACCAACACCUGAUUUCAGUAUGUUGUAUAAUGUAAUUACAUUAACAGGAACUGUAUUUGCAUUAUUCUUUGGUUCGAUGAUCAACAUCUUAAUUAGAAGAUUAAAAGAUACUUUUACAGGUGAAGAUUUUGUAUCUGAUAGACCGAUUGCAAAGAUUUAUAGAAAAUUAAUGAAAUUUAUUGAUGGCAAUAAAUAA